Messenger RNA from Pogona vitticeps (central bearded dragon), 1760 nucleotides. It is a transcript of the gene FGB, whose product is annotated as fibrinogen beta chain. Gene Ontology annotation, cellular component: fibrinogen complex. Lineage: Eukaryota; Metazoa; Chordata; Lepidosauria; Squamata; Agamidae. The record is from RefSeq and is a predicted model, not a curated record. Gene Ontology annotation, biological process: blood coagulation; protein polymerization; blood coagulation, common pathway. Gene Ontology annotation, molecular function: extracellular matrix structural constituent; signaling receptor binding; protein-macromolecule adaptor activity.
UUCAUUUAUAUAUCUGAUCACUGAUUUUGCUUUCUUGGAGUCAUACAGCGCAGAAACACUGCUAAAAUGUCCAGGCAAAUGACUAUCAAGAAACUACUGUUCCUCUUUCUUCUUUCCGUGCUGAUAGUUAAAUCCAAGACUAUUUCGGACUAUGAUGAGGAGGAAUCCACCGUUGCACCACUGGAUGAAGAUGGGGGAACACAUGUGGAUGCACGAGGUCACAGGCCACAUUAUAAAAAGCAGGAGCCAGCUCCCUCUCUCAGGCCAGUUCUUCCUCCUCCCAGCGGCGGCAUUAGAUAUCGGGCUCGUCCAACAAAGCCCCCAGUUGCUGGCAAACCCAAAGAGCAAGUAGUUUUCCCUGAUAGCGGAGGCUGCAAGCAUAUGUCAGAGGAGCUGGGUGUAUUAUGUCCAACUGGAUGUGAACUUCGAACUGAAGUGUUAAAACAGGCAAAGACAGUGAAACCGACUGUUCGGGAUUUAAAAGACAAAGUAAGGAAGCUAGAGCAAUCUACUUCAAACAUUUUUAGCUACACCAAUAUCCUGGAUGAGCGCUUAGCGAAAAGACAGAAACAAAUAAGAGAUAAUCAGAAUGUAAUUUCUCAGUACAACAAGGAGGUUGAGGAGCACUACGCCUUCAUCAAAGAAAACUUGGAUAGCAACAUCCCAAGUAACUUGAAAGUGUUUCGUGGAAUUGUGGAUAUUUUGCACCAAAAACUACUGAAACUGGAAAAUGCUAUCACAACCCAGUUGGAAAAUUGCCGCAGUCCUUGUACAGUUUCAUGCAAUGUCCCAGUGGUGUCUGGCAAAGAGUGUGAAGACAUAAUUAGGAAAGGAGGAGAUAAAUCUGAGCUGUACCUUGUUCAACCUGAUCCUUUUGCCAAGCCGUUCAAAGUUUAUUGUGACAUGACCACCGAUAAUGGAGGCUGGCUUCUUAUUCAGAACCGCCAGGAUGGAAGUGUUAACUUUGGAAGAACAUGGGAUGCAUACAAAAAAGGAUUUGGAAACACUGCAUUCAGUGGUGGAAAGAAUUAUUGUGACACUCCUGGUGAAUAUUGGCUUGGAAAUGAUAAAAUCAGCCAGCUUACCAAACUGGGACCCACAGAGCUUCUAAUUGAACUGGAAGAUUGGGAUGGUGCUAAGGUGAACGCACAUUAUGGAGGAUUCAGCAUUCAGGGUGAAGCAAACAAGUACCAGCUCUCACUUAGCAACUAUAGAGGCACAGCUGGCAACGCUUUGCUAGAAGGAGCUUCACAAUUGCUAGGAGAGAACAGAACAAUGACAAUCCAUAACAGCAUGUUCUUCAGCACAUUCGACAGAGACAAUGACGGAUGGGCAAACCCAGAUCCAAAAAGGCAGUGUUCGAGGGAAGAUGGUGGUGGCUGGUGGUAUAAUCGCUGUCAUUCGGCCAAUCUAAAUGGCAGAUACUACUGGGGUGGACAUUAUACCCCAGAGAUGGCAAAACAUGGAACAGAUGAUGGGAUUGUAUGGAUGAACUGGAAAGGGUCCUGGCGUUCACUGAAGAAAGUGAGCAUGAAGAUUCGACCAGUCUCUGAACAAUAGCUGUUAUUAUUUAAAUAAAGAAUAGCAGGGAUUGGGGUUCAUGCCUCUUUCAUGAUACCUGAGCUUCAUCUUAUGAUAAAAGUCAAACAACAUGAACAAAAAGAAGUCUGCGAUGUUACAUGGCUAAUAAAUUGUGAUUGAAAGCGAUGCUAUACUGGAUAGGACUCUAGCAGUCCCAUUAAAAGAACUUGCAAAUGUCA